CGCUUUUUGUGAUUUUUUUUAUAUAUAAAAAAAGCUAUUCCUUUCUUUCUGUAAAAUCCAGAAGAAGAAGAAGAAUCCUUGAUUCAUAAUUUCAUUGUCACUGUCUUUGCUUCUUCUUCUUCUUUUUUCCAAUUGAUGAAUUCAAGGCAACAAGUUCUUUGAGGGUCAGGGACUUGCCUAAAAAGUAAACAUGCCUUUUCUUUAAUCUGUUUUCUUCCAUCAUCUUUUCCCUCACUUUUGCCUCUUCUGAUAUUCCAUUUUUAAAAACUUCCCAUUCCUUGAAACAAUAAAUAAAUAAAACCUUCAUUUUUUGGUUUCUUUCUCGAAUCUUCAAUGAGAUCUUGAGUGGUAUCCCAAAAUACUUCAAAAUUUUGAAAUUGGGUCAUCGAAUUUGAGACCAAAAUCUUGUCAAAAUAAAAAAUAAUCAAAUAUAUAUAACCUAUAAUGUCAUGGCAACAACACCAUGUAAGAUAAGAAAACGAGAUUGUUCAUCUUCUUCUCCAUCGUCGUCGUCAUCAUCUUUCAUCCAAAAAUACAGAUUCAAGCGUGCAGUUUUGGUGGGAAAAAAGGCAGGAUCAACGACCCCUGUUCCUACAUGGAUAACGGCUACAACGAAGUCGCCGUCAUUAGCAAUGCCAAGCGCUGAAUUUCCAUCAAAGAUUGUUGCCCAAACCAAAGAAGCCUCAGUUUCUGCUAGAAAACUUGCUGCCACUUUGUGGGAGAUUAAUACAAUCCCUUCCCCACAACCUAAGGAAGUAUUGGCGAAGAAAGAUAAGAGGAGAAAAGCUUGUAGAGUUGCAAAAAUGGCUCAUACUUUGGCCCAAAAUUUGUCUGAUCCGUCCUAUAGUCCUUUUUCAGAGAAGAUGGAUGGAGGCAGAGUCCAAUCUCAUAGGAGAAGAGCUUCAAUUGUUUCUCAAAAGCUUCAAGUAACUGAUUAUAAGUUGGGGAGCUUGGGCCCUGUUGGCAGUGGUAGUUUCAUGGAGAUUGAAACUCAUUCUAAAGGCAAAAAUCAUGGCGGAUGCAUAAUUGGAGUUAGAGCUCGUUUAAAGGAUGUGAGUAAUGGCUUAGCCACUUCUAAAGAACUACUUAAAGUUUUGAAUCGAAUUUGUGGUCUCGAAGAGCAACAUACGACGAGCAUGUCUUUGGUCUCAGCAUUACGUGUUGAAAUUGAUCGAGCUCGAAUCCAUGUUGAUCAAUUGGUUCGAGAGCAACGAUCCAACCGCAAUGAAAUCGAGCACCUCAUGAGGCAUUUUGCGGAGGAAAAGGCCACUUGGAAGAGGAAAGAGCGCGAGAGAAUCCACAAUGCCGUUUCGUGCAUUGCCCAAGAGCUUGAGGUGGAGAAGAAACUCAGGAGGCAAACUGAGAGAUUGAACAAGAAACUUGGAAAGGAAUUGGCUGAUACCGCAGCAUCACUGUCCAAGGCAAUGAAGGACCUCGAGAGUGAGAAGAGGGCGAAAGAGAUACUGGAGCAAGUCUGCGACGAGUUGGCUCGAGGCAUUGGAGAAGAUCGAGCCACAGUCGAAGAACUGAAACGAGAGUCAGCUAAAGUGAAGGAAGAAAUUGACAAGGAAAGGGAAAUGCUUCAGUUUGCUGAUGUAUUACGAGAGGAGCGAGUCCAGAUGAAGCUCUCUGAAGCUAAAUAUCAUUUCGAGGAGAAGAAUGCAGUCGUCGAAAAGUUGAGAAAUGAACUUGAGACCUACCUAGGAAACAAACUAGACGAAGAAAAUGGUGAUGGUUCACCGAAUCUGCAGAGAAUCAAAGAGCUCGAAGCUUAUUUGAAGGAGAUUGAUUUUGGAUCCUGUCAAAUAGUCGAGAAAGAUGUAGAUAAAAUCAAUGUUACGAACGAGGAAGAGUGCCAAGGAGAUGAUUCAGCUGAUAGUGAUCUUCACUCCAUUGAAUUAAACAUGGACAACAAUGACAUGAGCUACAAAUGGAGCUAUGCUUACAGAGAUUAUGUCGAAGAUGGAUCGAAGAAAACUUGGGUCGAAAAAGAAAGCAAGGGAAGGAAAUCACUUUCUGAGAUGAUUUCAUGGGGAAGUAUUUGCUUAGAAAGAGGAAACUCAAACUCUAAAGAUUGGGAUUUUGAACUCGAAAUCCCAGAAAAGUUCGAGAGGGAUGGGACAUACAAUCCACCGUCGCAAGUCCAGGCACAGGAUUACGAAGACGAGAUUAAAAGAUAUAGAUCAGUUAAGAGUCUAAGAGAUCAUAUAUUACAUAGUAAUAAAAUAGCUCCCAUCCAAAGUUUUCCUAGUCCGACCAGGCAAUGGAGCCAUUUCGAGACAGGCUCGCCGGUGUCAAAGGGGGGUGUUUCGAAGCCCAAGCUCAUCGGUACAAUAAGUGAAGGCCGAACUUCAACAAGCUAAGAUAGAAGAAACUUGUUAUUUGUUUGUUUGUUUUUUUUCUUUAGCUCUCAUUACCGAUGGCUUUGUUGCAUUUUCUUGAAAUUCAAAAGCUGGUUUUUGCUGCUUAUGUUUUUAAUCAUUUGCCAAACUUGGGAAAAGCUGAAACUGUAAAUUAACCUUGUGAAUUUAUGGAUAUUUAUAAAGCAUAAAACAAUUAUGGGGUUCAUAAA
Molecule: messenger RNA, 2572 nt
Organism: Gossypium raimondii (Peruvian cotton)
Lineage: Eukaryota; Viridiplantae; Streptophyta; Magnoliopsida; Malvales; Malvaceae
Exons: 3
Coding region: 450-2363 (637 amino acids)
Source: RefSeq, a predicted model, not a curated record